AUGCCUUCAGCUAGGACCUCGGGGCGCAACGUCCCUCAGGUAGAUGCCUUUGUGGAUCUCUUGAAGGAGUCAAUGAACCACGCGCAGUCCAUCAAGCCGGUAGCCACUAUUGAACCGCCUCUCACCAAAUCCGAUUUCGAACCCAUUACUGCUCGCCUCCCGACCAUCUUCCCCGGCGCAUCGCACGAUAAGUCUCGCCAAUGGGCCGUCAUCGAGACGGCAGCCCGGGAUGUCUUCAGCAACAUGAUUGCCAGCACCUCGAUCGUCUCGCCCGAAUUCGUCCAAGUCUGGAACCUCCUUGACUUCCUCUCUGUCUUAUCUGACGGCGGGCAAUGCGAUCCGGCCCUCCUCUUCUGGUUGGUGGAAGAGCUUCUUGAUAGUCAGACCGUCGAUGCCUGCCGCAACGUUUUCGACUUCCUCGAAUCACGAAGAGAGAGAAUAACUGCCAAGAAUGUGAAACAGAAGGCAUUGGUCAUUCUCAGAUCCUGUAACGAUCUACUGCGAAGGUUAUCACGAGCCGAAGAUGCAGCAUUCUGUGGUCGAGUCUACAUUUUCAUGUUCCAGAGCAUACCCCCGGGCGACAGGAGCUCGGUGAACUUGCGUGGCGAAUAUCAUGUCGAGAAUGAAACCAUCUUCGAGGAGACCGCGACUAGCUCUCAGGAUACACCAGACAAAAUGGAUGUAGACACCUCGGCGGGGCUUGAGAAGAGUGACGCCAAGGAAACCAAGUCCACGACCAAGGCUGUAUCAUCCGAUGCGAAGAAUAAACCGGCACCAGAGAAGCCACUUGAUACUGACGCGCUAUAUCCAAUAUUCUGGUCACUUCAACGCUUCUUCAGCCAGCCCACAACACUAUUCGAUGCCACUCAACUUACCAAGUUCAAGUCGGGCGUAGAAGCUACCAUGAGUGCAUUUGAGACGGUGGAGAAGAUACAGAAGAGCUCGAAAGGGUCAGAUGAGGGCAAGGUAGUUCCCCAAAAGAGAAAGAGUUCAGGAGAAGAUGAAGACCUUCGGAGCAGCAACAACAACCCGAAGUAUCUGACCGGGAGAGAGCUGUUUGCCUUGGAGAUCAGCGACUUGUAUUUCCGGCGCCACAUUCUCAUCCAAGCCUUUAUCGUCCUAGACUUCCUUUUGUCUCUUACACCCCAGGCCAGAGCGAAGAUUGCGAAUGUCGCCACGCCAAAUAAAUCCGUGGUCUAUAGCGAUCAGAACCUGGGGGGCGAAGACGCGCAAUGGGCCAAGGCUAUGAAGGAGAGGAUCAUGACUUACAUUCAAGCGGAGUCUGAUGGGUACUUCUUCUUCCGAGUUGUCGAGAGUGUCAUCUCGAGAGAUAAAAACUGGGUUCGCUGGAAAGUCGAAGCUUGCCCUCUUAUCGAGAGACCUCCCGUCUUCCCUGAAGUAUUCAACGAAGCCAGAGCCAAUGCCAAGCGCCGUGCCACGAGCAAGAGAUCUAAGCCACCCAUGGGCUCGCUCCCUCUAGGUUUCAUGAGCGUAGAGCAGAGCGACUUGGCGAUGGAGAAGCUGAAAGAUCCGGCAAGGUGGAAGCUACCCGACUUGGCUGUUUUCAAAGACAAGAUAGCCAAUGACGACCUCGAUCUUGAUUUCGCAAAGGAUGAGAAAGAAAAGUCAGAGUUAAUCGAGGCAAAGGCCAGCAAAACAUGGCGAGCGCUUCGGAUAGCACGCCGGUCCAGACUGGCUACGUUCGACAAGAUUGAUGACUGGCAGAAGGUCGAUGCUAUUUUCCGGGAUCAGCCAGACGACGAAGAAGCUGAGGAGGAGACAGCAGGAGACAGUGGACGACGCCCCGAGCAAAGGAAACCAAUCAUAUUGUCGGGAUCGAGUGGGGUGGGCAAGUCCACGUUGGUUUCCAUGCUCAUGGAGAGGCAGAAGGGUGUCUUUGGAAAGAUUAUCCAACAUACUACUCGAAGUCCGAAAGACGGCGAAGUCGAGGGUCAAGACUUUCACUUUGUUGACUCGAAAGAAUUCAACACCAUCCGAGAUGGCGACUAUUUCCUCGAGUUCACCGAACGGGACGAAGUUCACUUCGGCACAAACCGGAAGUCAGCUGAUGCUAUGGUGGAAUCCGGCAAAGUUCCCAUCAUCCAAUUGAGUCGUGAGGGUACGCAGAUGGCCAAAGAAAAUGGCUUCUCCGCGCGGGUUAUCUUCAUUGCGCCACCCAGUCUCGAUGAGCUUCAAGCUCGUCUAAAGAAGGCUGAAGGCCUGACUGAGGAAGGCCUCCAGAGCUCACUCAAAGCCGCCGAGGCUGACAUUGAGCAGUCGAAGUCGGGAGACCUGUACGACACAGUCAUCACAAACGACGACCUAGAAGAGGCGUAUAAAGCACUAGAGGCAUUCAUUUACGAAACCCCACAGGGUGCAAAUGACAUCAAUGGGAACGGUGUAUCCUCAGAAGAGGACGUCGCAAUGAAGGAUGAAGCCAAUGGCGAGGGCAACCCCUCCUAG
This is a messenger RNA of Anthostomella pinea, 2463 nucleotides long. The record is from the annotation of a GenBank genome assembly. Lineage: Eukaryota; Fungi; Ascomycota; Sordariomycetes; Xylariales; Xylariaceae.